AUGCACCCUCAUUCGGUUUGGAUGCAGCUGAAGGGUCGGGCAGUUGGUUUGGAUGCUGACACCCGCACAACAAUGACUAUGGCUAACAUCAAUUGCCAAAAUGACCCGAUUAACCCCAACAACCGUGUUGCUAUCACACACUUUGGCAUGGCCACACCCAUUUGUGGACAAUCUAGUGGGGGAUGGGGCAAUCGGGUCGGCCUCAUCCUCAGUUUGAGCAACUUUCUGCUGCCGCCAGAUUCGCUGCUCGGUCACGGAUACCGAUUAAUGUUCAACAGAGGAGCACAAAGCGAGCCAAAUUGGGCUGGCGCCCUCGGUCGUAGGGAGGAGCAGGCUCCAAUGCUUCAAUGGGAAAUGGGAUUUGAUUCGUGGCAUUUAGACUUCGAGACGAUCUGUAGAUCUUCAAUGUAA
Messenger RNA from Protopolystoma xenopodis, 411 nucleotides. The record is from the annotation of a GenBank genome assembly. Lineage: Eukaryota; Metazoa; Platyhelminthes; Monogenea; Polystomatidea; Polystomatidae.